Molecule: messenger RNA, 3645 nt
Organism: Pundamilia nyererei
Lineage: Eukaryota; Metazoa; Chordata; Actinopteri; Cichliformes; Cichlidae
Gene: dhx16
Product: DEAH (Asp-Glu-Ala-His) box polypeptide 16
Exons: 22
Coding region: 1-3114 (1037 amino acids)
Cellular component (GO): catalytic step 2 spliceosome; intracellular anatomical structure
Molecular function (GO): ATP binding; RNA binding; helicase activity
Source: RefSeq, a predicted model, not a curated record
AUGCUCGUGUCCGCUAAGUACUUUGUGGCUCGUCUCGAGCAGACGGGCACGAUUGACAUCGACCAGAGUGUGGCCGCCUUCGCAAAGGAACUCUUUGAAAAGGUUCCUCAUAAACAGGUUGUUGAGAAACCGUCCCGAGUGGUGGAACGGCAAGCGAUCGAAAUGGAGAGGAAGAACCGGACGUACACGUUACUGGAGGACAGCGACGAUGCCGAUGAAGAUGCUGCGCGGGAGAAACAGAAAGGAAAAAAGAAAAGCAAAGACAAGGAACGCGGGAACAAGAGGAAGCACAUCAGACAGAAGAAAGGCAGCGAGUCGUCCAGCGAGGAGGAAGCACCUAAAAGGGAUAAGUCGAUUCAAGAGGACCACAAGACCGUAAAGAGAGAAGAGGAGGAAGAGGAAGAGUGGGAGAAGGAAGAGAGAGAGCGACUGCAAGACAUCGAGGAGAGGGAUGCGUUUGCCCUGCGAGUGAGGGAGAAAGACAAGGAGAAGACGCGCAACAUAGCCGAGAGGACGGACAAGAAGGCUUAUGAGGAAGCUCAGAAGAGGCUGAAGAUGGCUGAAGAUGAUCAGAAGAAUAUGGUGGGUGGUACGGGACAAUUUGUGCGCUCAUUGAUUCCUGAAAUGAGGUAUCAGGCUCUUCAGUGCUUUGCCUCAUAUCUCUCACACAGGAAACAGUGUAAGCUGGAGGACCUGGAGGCAGAGAUCGUGGAUGACGAGUACCUCUUCUCCACUGAGGAGCUGACAGAGAAGGAGAGGAAGGAGCUGGAAUACAAACGCACCAUUCGGGAUCUAGCUAAAGAUUACAAAAAGGCCGGUGCCAAGGAGCAGGAGGAGAGAAAGAACAGAUACUACAUGCCGGAAGAGAAUAGAAGAAAGGAGGUGCCACAGAGGGACCUGGAGCUGGAGGAAACCCCCAUGGAGCUGGGAGGAGAGCAGGGUCGCUGGGAGGAGGAGAGGCUGAAGACGGCCUCCCUCAGCUUUGGGGCCAAGAAGGAGCGAGAGCAAGGAAUGAAGCAGGAGCAGGAGAAGUACCAGCUGAUCAUGGAGGAGGACGAGAUGAUCGACUUUGUCACCACCGCCAUUACCAUGAAGGGAACUCGAUCUGAAAAGGAUCAGGAUGCUCCGGCUCUGUCGCAGGCUGAGCUGAAAAAACAGUCAAUGCAGGAAGUCCGACGCAGCCUUCCCAUCUUUCCCUACAGAGACGACCUGCUGGCCGCCAUCCACGAGCACCAGAUCCUCGUCAUCGAAGGAGAGACGGGCUCGGGGAAAACCACCCAGAUCCCUCAGUACCUCCUGGAAGACGGCUACACCAAAGGAGGCAUGAAGAUUGGAUGUACGCAGCCUCGCAGAGUGGCAGCCAUGUCAGUGGCAGCCAGAGUAGCAGAGGAAAUGGGUGUGAAGCUUGGUAAUGAGGUGGGUUACAGCAUUCGUUUUGAGGACUGCACAUCAGAGAGAACCGUGCUCAAAUACAUGACAGACGGCAUGCUGCUCCGAGAGUUCCUCACCGAACCGGACCUGGCCAGCUACAGUGUGAUCAUCAUAGACGAAGCCCACGAGCGAACGCUCCACACCGACAUCCUGUUCGGUCUGAUUAAAGACAUCGCAAGAUUCAGAUCGGACCUGAAGGUGCUGGUGGCGAGCGCCACUCUGGACACCGAGCGCUUCUCCUGCUUCUUCGAUGACGCGCCUGUUUUCAGGAUCCCUGGCAGGAGGUUCCCCGUCGAUAUUUUCUACACGAAAGCUCCAGAGGCAGACUACCUGGAAGCGUGUGUGGUGUCGGUGUUGCAGAUCCACGUCACUCAGCCUACCGGAGACAUUCUGGUCUUCCUCACUGGACAGGAGGAGAUCGAAGCGUGUUGCGAGCUGCUGCAGGAGAGAUGCAGGCGGCUUGGUUCUAAGAUAGCAGAGCUGCUCGUCCUCCCCAUCUACGCCAACCUGCCGUCUGACAUGCAGGCAAAGAUCUUUAAUCCUACUCCGCCUGGAGCGCGUAAGGUGGUGGUGGCCACCAAUAUAGCAGAGACUUCAUUGACCAUAGAUGGCAUCAUCUACGUCAUUGACCCUGGCUUCUGCAAACAGAAGAGCUACAACGCCCGCACAGGCAUGGAGUCACUCAUUGUUACACCUUGCUCACGGGCUUCAGCCAAUCAGAGAGCAGGCCGAGCAGGCAGAGUGGCUGCUGGGAAAUGUUUCAGGCUUUACACAGCCUGGGCCUAUAAACAUGAGAUGGAGGAAACAACUGUGCCUGAGAUUCAGAGGACCAACUUGGGAAAUGUAGUCCUGCUGCUAAAGAGUCUAGGUAUUAAUGACCUCAUUCACUUCGACUUCAUGGACCCACCUCCUCAUGAGACUCUAGUCUUGGCUCUGGAGCAGCUCUAUGCCCUGGGAGCCCUCAACCACAUGGGGGAGCUCACAAAGCUGGGUCGCAGAAUGGCUGAGUUACCUGUGGAUCCCAUGCUGAGUAAGAUGAUCCUGGCCUCAGAGCAGUACAAAUGUUCGGAGGAAGUGUUGACGAUCGCAGCCAUGCUGUCUGUAAACAACUCUAUCUUCUACCGUCCCAAAGACAAAGUGGUGCACGCCGACAACGCCAGAAUGAACUUUGUGGUGCCCGGAGGAGACCACCUGGUGCUGCUGAACGUCUACAACCAGUGGGUGGAGAGUGGUUAUUCCACACAGUGGUGCUAUGAGAACUUCAUCCAGUUCCGCUCCAUGCGAAGAGCCCGGGAUGUCAGGGACCAGCUGGAGGGUCUGAUGGAUCGCAUUGAAGUCGAGGUGGUCAGCUGUCAAGGAGACAGCGUGCCCGUUCGCAAGGCGGUGACUGCAGGAUAUUUCUAUCACACGGCCAGACUGAGCAAAGGAGGCUACAAGACUGUGAAGCACCAGCAGACUGUUUACGUGCACCCCAACAGCUCUCUGUUUGAGGAGCAGCCCCGCUGGCUCAUCUACCAUGAGCUGGUCUUCACCACCAAGGAGUUCAUGAGACAGGUGAUCGAGAUAGAGAGCGGCUGGCUGCUUGAAGUGGCCCCUCACUACUACAAGAGCAAAGAGCUGGAGGACAGCAGCAGCAAGAAGAUGCCCCGUAAGCAGGGCAAAACAAAAGAGGAGCUGGGCUGAAGCGAAGGUCAAGGCCGUCCACGGCACAUACCAUGAAACAAAAAGUGCUUCUCACUCAGGACAGGGUGACAGGACGAGGCGCACGAGUCUGAGUGAAAAUGGAAAACGUACCAUGUUUCUAAGCUGUAACUUGUUUUUUGACAGCGAUCGAAAUUUGACCCGCAUUAUUCAAAUCACACCAGUAUUUUCAAACAAGUUUCUAUUUUCAAAACGGAAAGAGAGAAAGGUCGAGUGAGAAGUGGGCCACGCACCGACUCUGGUUUAAUCAUCAACCAGCCGGCAGGGCAGGGUCUCCAAAAAGGAAAAGCGAACACGCUUGGAUCUGUGUUUCCCGCUCUGAUGGCAGCAGUGCGGACUCACCAGCUGGUUUGUGAAUCGGCACGAGACUGUUGUGCUUUGACCGCUCGCUUAUUCGCUCUGUGUCAAACUGUCACAGCUGGCACCCGAUUAAAGCACGCUCACGUGUGAGGCUCCUUUUCUUUUUUUUUUUUUUGGGUCUAUUUUUCUAUGGCAAUAAAGUUUUACAAUCGA